UUUUUCAAAGUAUCGACGAAGGAACAAAUAGUAGAUUACGGGGUUGCCGCCUAGCUCGUCAUACUGCAAGGCAUAUGAGUACUGCUAAAGGGGAUUUUGCUCACAGCCCGUACAUGCGUUCUGUGGUUGACCCAACAAUUCGAAAGUAAAAUCCGCGCGUACUGCUGAAAAGUGCCUAUUUUUUUUUUUUUCAGAAGCGAUUCAACAUCUUGACAACACUGAGUUUUCCCAAAUUCAUUUUGUCAAUAGUUGUAUCAGGAAGGAAAAUGUGCACGCAAUGCAACUGACUAGCACACAAUCCUCGAGGGAAAAGGGCUUUCUACUCUUUUCAAAACGCUGGUACCGUUCAGGUGUGGCUGCACGUGCUUAACGAGCCUUCGGCCUACCAUAGCACACAUCCGCCUGUAUAAUUCACCCCCCUCCCCCGCUCGUGCUUUGACCACCCGUUGCUGUGUUCACCGCCGUGGACGUCCGAUCAGCACGCUGGACUCCGCUGGCUCCCCCUCCCCCUUUCGUAUAUUGACCAUCCUGUCAUGUGUUCACAACCGUGGACGUCCGAACAGCCCGCAUGUGGGGGACACCUGAAAGUCGGCCAGAAUUGGGUGGUUCUAUGCCACGUGGGAAAGAGGGGCGCCUCGCUCGGGCUCACAUCCGUGUCGCUCGAUAGAUACGUGUUGCACUGGCUCUCGCUGGAUACGUACUCGGAGGGGGAUGGAAUGCGUGGCAUUGUCGGCGUUUAA
Ectocarpus sp. CCAP 1310/34 is the source of this 740-nucleotide messenger RNA. NCBI's taxonomy places the organism in Eukaryota, Phaeophyceae, Ectocarpales, Ectocarpaceae. The record is from the annotation of a GenBank genome assembly.